Coprinopsis cinerea okayama7#130 is the source of this 264-nucleotide messenger RNA. RefSeq lists its product as hypothetical. Lineage: Eukaryota; Fungi; Basidiomycota; Agaricomycetes; Agaricales; Psathyrellaceae. The coding region runs from base 1 to 264 and encodes 87 amino acids. The record is from RefSeq and is a predicted model, not a curated record. The transcript has 5 exons.
AUGGAAAAGGGAUUAAAGCGGUUUGGUGGAACGAUGUCCAAAAUCCUUACUAAGUGUCCGGAUUCCUCCUUACGUAUCAGCGGUCCGCCAACUCUGGGCCUCAAUAUGAGCCAAACGCGUCGGUUCGCCGACGCGACGACGAGCGCUAUGCGCGUCCGGGGGACUCGAGAGUUUCAUAAAAAAUGGAGAAAUACUUACUCUUACCUAUGCGCAAAAGAGCGCCCAGAGUCACUAGACGAAUACAAUAGAAACAAAGUCUAUUAG